CCUUGGUUAGAGAGUACUAGAGGCCCCUCCAAAUGCCAGCAGACAGCAUGCAGGACGCAGACCCUGUGCUUUCCUACGGGAUGGAACUCACGUGGGAUAUCAAUGACCCACAGAUGCCUCAGGAACCGACCCACUUUGACCACUUCCGGGAGUGGCCUGAUGGCUAUGUUCGCUUCAUCUACAGCAGCCAGGAGAAGAAGGCUCAGCGCCACCUGAGUGGCUGGGCCAUGCGCAACACCAACAACCACAAUGGCCACAUCCUCAAGAAGUCCUGCCUGGGGGUGGUGGUGUGCGCACGCGCCUGCGCUCUGAAGGAUGGCUCGCACUUGCAGCUGAGGCCAGCCAUCUGCGACAAGGCCCGGCUGAAGCAACAAAAGAAAGCUUGCCCCAACUGUCAUUCAGCUUUGGAGCUAGUUCCUUGCCGAGGACACAGUGGAUAUCCUGUCACCAACUUCUGGAGACUUGAUGGCAAUGCAAUAUUUUUUCAGGCCAAAGGAGUUCAUGACCACCCCAGACCAGAGAGUAAGUCAGAGACAGAAGGCAGAAGAAAUGCCCUAAAGAGACAGAUGGCCUCUUUCUACCAAUCCCAGAAAAAGAGAUCAGGGGAGCCCGAGGCAGGAAACGCUCAGGACAUCAGGGGACACCUCAAUAGCGUGCCUGCCCCGGAACCCACAGAACUGUUUGAUAUGAGUGCUGAUACCAGCUUCCCUAUUACAGGACAGCUGUCUCCUUCUUUCCCAAACUCUGAUGUCCACAGAGUUACCUGUGACCUGCCCACCUUUCAAGGAGAUGUAAUACUGCCCUUUCAGAAAUAUUCAAAUCCAAGCAUUUAUUUCCCCAGGCCACCUUGGAGCUAUGAAUUAGCAAGUCCUGGGGUUACGGGUUUGAGUCCAUAUCCCACCCUGUAUAAAGAUUCCUCCAUUGUCUCUGAUGAUCCAGACUGGAUUCAUCUAAACUCACUACAAUAUAAUGUCAGUUCAUACAGCAGCUAUGAGAGAAACUUAGAUCUCACAGCUAGAUAUCAUGGCUGGAAACCGACACAUGGGAAAGCCGGCCUUGAGGAGAAGGUUGACUGUGGGCAAUGCCAGGCUGUGCCCACAUCGCCUUAUUACAACCUUGAGCUUCCCUGCAGGUACCUGCCAGUGCCGCCAGCAGGUACCCAGGCCCUGCAGACAGUGAUCACCACCACAGUGGCUUAUCAGGCUUACCAGCACCCUGCUCUGAAACACAGUGACAGCAUGCAGGAGGUUAGCAGCCUUGCCAGCUGCACCUACGCUUCUGAAAACCUCCCAAUGCCCAUCUAUCCACAAGCCUUAGACCCUCAAGAGGGAGCCAUCCAGGCAGCCUCUCCUUCAGCGAGAGCCCCUGUGAAAGUGCCUGGAGAUUGCCAGGCUGCCAGACCUACUCUGGCUUUUCCUCAAGAAACAGAUCCCUCCAGGGGAGAUGGAGCAGGUGCGUGGGAUGUGUUUUUCUCUGAGGUGGGCUCUGUGAUGGGGUACUUGGAUAGGACAGGGCAGCCCUUUAGCUUUGACAAUGAGGACUUUUAGGAGGAUUCUGGGAUACACACAUUGUGACAAUGAAGUACAUGCAAGAAAUCGCGUGCCGAGGAGCAAUUACCGAUUGCUUAGGUGGUACACACACACACACACAAGACUAGAGUGAGUGUAAAGGCAUGCUGGGAAAUUACAAGUUGGGAAUGAUAGGUGCUGGAAGUUGGCACAGCAUUUUGAAACCUGCACACCACAUAGGCUAUUAGGAGUGCGAGCAUCCCAGAUGAACAAAUAAUUAAGCCGGAGGUGCCUGUAAUGCUCUGGCCUGGCCUUCCUUAGCCUCCCAGCCAAGGAUCCUAGUCUCAUUCUUAACCUUUGCCCUUUAGUCUUUUAGGGAACCUCACACAGCCAUGAUCAGCAGAGAGGCUACUUAAGUAGCAGAAACCUGGAGAGAAACAUAGCAAGUGUUUUAUUGCCCUGAAGGCUUUUCCAUACAUCAGCUGAUAAAUCUGUAAAUCAAGAGGAACCCUCAGUAAUUCGGUGUGCUAUGACAUCUGUGAACCAAAGUGGGGGAGGCAGGAAGCCAGCCCUCACCUGUGCUAAAGAUUCCACAGUGUUGACUGCCUGGUAAGAACUUCUGUGAUGUUGAGAGUUGGAAUGUUGCAGGUCUGAGGCCAGAUCUGUGACUUUAACCCCUUAAUAGCCAUGUAUCACCUAUUAAGUGAUUAAGUGAAUCCCUUUGGGAUGUAUAAACAAAUCCCAAGUUUCCACUUCCCCCAAAUGGUAAAAAAUGUCAUCAAAAUAGCAUCUUAGACACAUAAAAAUCUUUGUCUGCCUUACUAUAUACAACCCGCCUACCUGGUAUUUCCACAAAUGAAUGUUUCAAAUACCUUGAUUUAUUGAGUUCUUUGUUCUAUUACUAUAAAAACUUUAAGAAACUUCACUGACCAUGUUUGAACGUGUUACUGGGGGCGACCCAAAUCCAUGUGCCCUAUUCCGUGAUCAUUUAAUCUUUAGCUCCAUAAUAAAUUACCUUUCAUUUCCUUUGAGAUAAAAGCUAUGGUUUUGUGUCAACAUACCUCAGUAAUCCCAGCACUCUGAAGGCUGAGGCAGGAGGAUGAGCCUAUGGUACUUACUGUAGAUGGCUUUUCAAAUACAAGUUUCCAUCAGAUGGUUUCUGUGUUUCAUGAGUCACUGAGGACAAGUUCGGGCCUGUAACCUGCUGGUAAGACACAACUCAGUAUAUGAACACUUUAAAACUGCCACCAAUUUAGACACAAUUCAACUGGUCUAGCCUUACUGGUUUCUAUGCUGACAAACUUAAUCUAUUUUAAUAGCUUAAUCAAUUUUAAUAAAAAAAAGAAUUGAUGUUGUUCUAUGG
Molecule: messenger RNA, 2871 nt
Organism: Grammomys surdaster
Lineage: Eukaryota; Metazoa; Chordata; Mammalia; Rodentia; Muridae
Gene: Gcm2
Product: glial cells missing transcription factor 2
Exons: 5
Coding region: 33-1547 (504 amino acids)
Biological process (GO): regulation of transcription by RNA polymerase II; gliogenesis
Cellular component (GO): nucleus
Molecular function (GO): RNA polymerase II cis-regulatory region sequence-specific DNA binding; DNA-binding transcription activator activity, RNA polymerase II-specific
Source: RefSeq, a predicted model, not a curated record